Procambarus clarkii (red swamp crayfish) is the source of this 9081-nucleotide messenger RNA. NCBI's taxonomy places the organism in Eukaryota, Metazoa, Arthropoda, Malacostraca, Decapoda, Cambaridae. The record is from RefSeq and is a predicted model, not a curated record.
AACUCGUGCAAAAUGGCUAUGGCUCCCAAGAAGAAAUUCGACUUCUUCAACGGCGGUAGAGGUAUUGUCCUCUCUGAGAGCUUCAACACAGAGGCGCCUGAAGUACGGAUACCAGCGCCCGAAGUUGUCCAGCAGUCUUAUGAUUACGGACCAGACUGUGGCCAGUAUCCCAGCUCUCCCGUUGGGUAUAUGCCCCCAAGCAGCCCCGGUCUCCAGCAGUACCCUACCGACUACCCCCAUCCCAACAGCACUCAUAGCCCACCGGGCUACGUCGGACAGGAGGGAUACCCAAACGGCUACAAUCCACACAGUCCGACAGACUUGGGGACUACCGGUAGCGGUGAUGGAGCUGCCUUGUCCCCCUUCCCUGUCGACGACGACGAAGCCAAGAAGAAAGGCAAGCGAAAACAACGGUGUCGCAUGUGUGCCAACCACGGUAUCUACGUGGAGGUCAAGGGCCACAAGUGGUUCUGCCCAUACCGGGAGAACCAUAACUGCGAGAAGUGCGAAAUCACGCGGAAACGGCAGUAUUAUAUGGCGGAGCAACAGAAACUGACGCGGGAGCAGCAACAGGUGUACCAGCGAGGCGGGGGAGCGGACCUGGGCGUCGGGGAGGGAGGCGGGGAGCCCAUGGAGACGACGCAGUAUACCAGACCGCCCAGAACACCCAAAGAGUUCCCACGCCUGGAUGAACUGGUGCGGGAGACGUCCAACAUCAUCAACGAGGACUUGUUUGAGAUGAUCAACCAGGUGGUGAGGCCCAAGACCCACCACUGACGCCCUCCUGAACUAGUGGACAAUCGUGUCGCCUAAGGUGCAGUGCCAACCAUGCAAAACAAUCGCGGUUUUUUUAAACAAAGACGAAAUGUCAAGUUAUUUUUUAUGCAUAGCAGUACGCACGGUAUUUAUUCUGAGAUACAGGUGAACUUAAUUAAAUAUAAGUGUAUAAAUAUGUGAACAGAACUAACCACAAGUGAAUAAUGGAAAAAUGUGUUAAAUUUAUAACUCCUCAUUUCAAAGUUGCCACAGACAAGCCAUUUGUGUUAUCCAAUUGAGACAUAAUACAACAAUUCCAAAUGGGUAACAUGCCCUGUGUGUGUGUGUGUGUGUGUGUGUGUGUGUGUGUGUGUGUGUGUGUGUGUAACCAUGAUGUUGAGUAAUGAAAUUCUGAUCUUGCUGAAGACUGGUGAAGGUCAGUGACACGCUACCAUGAAGCCUCGUGACACGCUUUAUCAGGCCUGAAGGUUUCGAUGCCCCAAAAUUAUUGUUUUUUAGCAUAAAUUGUUACUCUACAUAUUUUUUCAUUUUAAUGGGCUCUUUAUUAAAAAAAACAUUAUUAAUAUUGACCAGAAUUUUAUUUUUGACAAAUAAUUCGAUUCCUGCAUUUAUUUCUUAUUAAGAAGCUCUGCUCACAAAUUGUCAAAUUAUGUAUUCUAGUUUAAAUAACUUUAUAGGCAAGUUAGUGAUGGCGUUCUGGCAACGAGCCUCGCGUCCUGGCAACGCUCUCCAUGUCCUGUAUAUGUAAUAUCUUCGUCUCCAGCUGCAGAGAAGUGAUUCCUCUCUUAAAUGACGAAAUUUUGCAUCAUGAAAUUGUAUGCAAUUAGGACUAACCCUCGCGGAUAUUUCCUUUACCUGUUGUGCGGACAGUGAACGAGUACAGUGAACUAAUGUCAGAGAACGUGAACAUGAUGACGAGUCUCAGUGAGCAUCUGUUAUUCGUACAGUGGACUCUCAAGAACGUAUUACAUCAGAGAAGAUAAUGUAGCAGUACAACGGGUUCGGGCCUGCUCCAUCCCUGGACUCGUCAGGCAGAGUGCGUGUGUCCACCACCCACAACGUAGUCUCCAUCUUGUUCUAUAACGACUAUCACAUAGAAAUAUAACUGUGUGUGUGUUGCGCUACACAAUCGCCUUGCUGGGCUUGAACCACACCCUCGCACGCUGGCGGAAUCACUUGCAAAAAAAAACACAUGCACGAAAAAAUUGCACAGACUUCAAUAAGAACUGAAUAAGGUCUUCGAUAAUAACAUCACAACUCUCAUGGUUUUGCAGAUGUUGGAAGCUCUUAAAAUUGGUGAGAGAUGUCGCGUCUUCCCGACAAGGAAUUAUUAUAUUAAAUGCCAAGGUUGGUAAUGCUUUGCCAGCUGGGAAAAUUACAGGAUGGAGGUAAUGUUUAUCCGCGUCGAGCCUGGUGGCUGGGAACAUUAUAUAGAUUGUGAUACAGCAAACCUGCGGUGAGCGGGGGUGGUGAGGGGGGGGGGGAAUACUGAGAGCGGGGAGGGGGGUUGGACAAGGGAGGGGGUAUAAGACUGUGGGUGGGGGUCUGAGGGUGGUGUUUAGUGCAUAAUGGAUGACUGGGGGAAGGGAUGUGGAUUGGCAGGGCUUACACCACCGCUCACAAGUGUCGCUACGCAGCCACACUGACUUAGUUCUUUUUAUCUUGCUGACAGUAACUGGCUUGAGGGAACCCUGAGGGACAGUUGCAUCCUAGCGACGUCUGGCAAGGAUGCUCUCAUCGAGGGAGAAUGUUUACAUGCGGUACGAUAAGUAUUUAAGUGGCUUCCAAUAACCGUUUUAUUUACAAAAAAACUAAAUUACAAAUAAUUUUGGUCAGCAAAUAAACCAGUUGGUUUUUACUUUGAACGUUCUAAUCACAAUACAAUGGGCUAGAUCUUAGAGUUCACAAAUCUUAUUCCGAGAAUGAGGAGUUCGAGUUUGCUAAUUGCUUCAGUUUUAGGAAGAUUAAUAUUUUGUCGUCAGAUCUUUGAUGAAAAGGUUGUUUGAUGUACUACUAAUUUUAGAUGAUAUAUACUUAUUUCUAAUAGAUUUAAAGACUCUGUUCAAAUAUAAAAACAUACAGAUAUUGGGUUAACUCUGAUGGCAAGCAUAUAGGUACCAACUUUUGAAUCUCUCAUAUUAAAUAAAGAGUGAGAGUUUACGGUACAAGGAUAAAUGCUUACCCAGUUGACUUGUUUCCAAAGCUGUUGUGUGUGUUGCAGCGGAUUUAUCUCGCUAGUGUAUUUUGACAUAUACACCUAGAUAAGGUAUCCUACGAUUCGGUGUAUAUAUAUCCUGAGAAUAUACUUUAGUCCUGGACAGUGUUCAGGACUAAAGUAUACUGGCUGGUUGGUGGGUAAGCUAUUGUGGUGGCCUUAACCUUUAAACAGCGCAGCUGAAUAAAAGCCGUAAAUCGCGGGUGUAUGGUUAACAAUGCUUCACGAAUCAAAUGGAAAAACAAAAUAGCAAAUGGUGAAUGGACCCGAGUGAGGUGUUACGUCCUGUCCUCCUAAAAUGAUAGUACUUGUAACAACUAUUUGGUCAAAUUUACCAAUAUGCACUGUAGGCCCAAAAGCUCACAUUUUGUCUUAUUAAAUAAACCCAAAUGUAAUUUUAGAUAACCUGAAAUGUAAAUUAAGAACCUAGCCUAACCUCUACAAACAGUCCUGGGCCUAAUACACUUACUUAAUUUAGUAUACAUAUGUACUAUACUAGGAAUGUUUAAGUUUGGUUUUAGCUUUUUCUCAAGUUCUAAAAUGAAUAGUACAGAACGUUUAACUUUGUUUAGGUUCAACAAUAUUUUUAAGUUCAACCAAAUAGUUGCUACAUGUACUAUCAUUUUAGGAGGAUGGGUUGAAGGAUUAUGAACCCCCUCCGGAGGAGUGAUUGAGCUCAACAUCAUCAACAGGGGGCGCUUCUUGGCCUGUCUUUGAGCCGAUUAUAACCUCUCAACUGUGUAGGAUGAGCGAGGUUCAAGAGCAUGACUAGCAGGACCAUUCAAUAAAUAUUAAAAGCAUUAGGACUGGCGGUAUAGCCACAUUAAUUAAAUAUAGAAUUUAAAUUUACAAAUGUUCGUAAAUACUGAAGAAAUCUUCUUGCGAAGGUUUAUACAAUCUUGUUAUGUGAUUAUCUAAUACUUGUCAAGCUUUUCUUCAGUAUUAGGUUCAGGCAAAUAGUUUAUAAGUGCUUCAAAAAUUUUGAAAAUAUAGCAUAAGAUUGCUACAUUGACAGUAAAGGCACCGUAAUAGGAUGCUACACACACACACACACACACAUGUUCGUGCCCUGUGGUAUGAGCCACGUGAGAGGUAUGAGUUACGAGGAAAGGCUGCGGGAGCUAAACCUCACGUCCCUGGAAGACAGAAGAGUAAGGGGAGACAUGAUCACCACCUACAAAAUUCUCAGAGGAAUUGACAGGGGUGGACAAAGACAAUGCAGUCUAUUUAACAUGGGUGGAACACGAACAAGGGGGACACAGGUGGAAACCGAGUACCCAAAUGGGCCACAGACAUAUUACAAAGGGUUUUAUUAAACUAAAUAUAAUUCCGAAUGAAAUAGAAUAAUGUGGGGAGGGGGAAUACCUUGAUGGAGAACCAUUCUAAAGCGGAGCCCAAUUUGGCCGGAAUAUCCGUCAUACAUACCGUUAACCAAGUAUUACCUCAAUAGACGCCUGAUCGGUUUAUUGUUUCAAGUUUAGGUUAGACAUAUAUACUAAUACGUUUGGGUGGAUAUAAUUAGGAAUCAUCUCUUAUGAGUUUUCUGCUGUUUUCUGAAUUUUAAUAUUCUUGUGUUAUCUCACUGCCGCACAAAACUACGAAAUUGACAAAAACAAAUCUAUUGGUAACACAUUUAAAAUAUAAAAGAAUAAAGUGGUAAUUGUCAAGUAUAACGAAAACAAGCAUCAACAUUUACACAAAAAAGAAAAAAAUGUUGUAAUAAAAAUCUCCAUCCAGAAAUAAAACGGAUGAAACGAAGUUAUUCAAUCCAUUUAACUAAUUUUAUGUAAAUUUUAGAAGAAACUCAUUUGGAUGGGACGGGGGUUCGAACCAGGUACCUGAUUAAUCCCAGACGCGCCUUGUGUAUGUACGUUUUAAAUUAAAUUAACAUAAUUAAAAAAUUAUGUCUGCAUGCUGAAACUAUGUAAUUUAAGAUUACUUAAUUUUAUAUACAAACCUAAUAUAUUCUACGCAGCUCUAUUAGUACAUUUUGCUAAAAUUUUUAACAUCAGAAUGGAGGUUAUGAUGCAAAUAUUACAAUUCAUUAUUAUUUAUAUAUAUAGGUUUGAGUUUUUGUUAACUAGGUUUCUGGUUAAAAUGGUUAUUCUCUUUCAAUUUUCACAGGAUUCACAUAUUAUAUCCUGAACAUUAUCCAGAACUAAAGUAAAUUAAAGUGCAUAUGCAACGAUAAAUGGGUUACACCGCUUGGUGAAGAAUUAGAUCGCCUUAAUUACCUGGAAUCGCUCUGAUCCCAGUAGUAUUUUUUCAAGACAACGACGGAAGGAAGGGACGCAGGGACGUCGUGUGUAUGGGUUUCCUUACAGAUAGUGUGGUAUUAGUGUAGAGUCCCUAGAUGGUAUGAAGGGGAUUUUCUUCUUAGGCCCUGUGAGACCCUAAUGUGUUGGAGUACCCGUACCAGGUGGUGGUGAAGUGCUUGUGUAUAGGCGGGGUCUCAUUCCCAGAUGUUAUUGCGUUCUUGCCAAGGAUAUUCCAUUGAAAGUAGUGUGAGGGUCUUGGGAAGGUUUCUCACCUGGCAGGUGACCUAAUGAGACUGUGUGAGGUGUGUGGUUUUGGGUUGAGGUUAUGGGGUAAGGAAGAGUUGCACUCCACAACCUGUGGUAUCCUCUAGUAGCUACAUCAGGAAAGCUGUAAACCUGUAUCGCUGAGGUAGGAAGUGCCUUUCCAUGAGAAACUUUGCUGGCUUGGAACUUAUGGGUUUAAUGCCGUCGACUUUAGGAAGAAAUUGUUUUUUUCAAAGAACACCUUAAUAAUUAUUGCAUAUAGUCACAAACAAAAACAAUAUACGUAAAAGCUCUAACAUCCAAAGAUGUCCUAAUGCAUAUUGUUAUUUAAAAAAAAUGUUUUUUGAAACAUUUUGAUUGAUAUUUUAACUUUUUGUCUUAAAUGUCAAUUUAUGAUUCAUGCAAUGAUGCAAGUAGUCUUUGUAAUGAUUGUUGGUGUCAUGUGACGUAUUCAAAAUUGAAAGACAGCUCGAGUGUGUAUGACGGGAGCUUUAGCAUUCAAGUUAUUUAUGAACUAAACUCCAGAAAUUAAUAUGAAUUCGGUAUUGAAAUACCUGCAGAUAACAUUAAUGACUCCGUUCUGAUCAUUCUUACGAGUCUCAAGGAAGAUCCACAGCCUCAUCCCUGGACGCGCUGCGACAACACCAACCUCACUAGAAUAUUGUGAUCCGAUUCACGCUCUCAAACAAGUAACUCGGAUGUCAGCGUAUCACUGAAUAGUUAAUAUUUAUUGUAUAUAUAAUUCAUUAUAUCUGGGGACAGGCAGCGAGAGUGUGUUUAUAGGCGUUAGGCUUAUAUUGAGGCUCCUCCCAUCCCUUCUCCCUUGGAUGCAACCCCACAUCAGCUGACUAACUCCUGGUUUACCUACUUGCUGCUAGGUGAACAGAUGCAUUUGGUGAUAGGAAAUGCGCCCAACCACUUCUGUCUUGCCCGGGAUUCGAUCCCGGAGUUCUCGAUUGUGAUCAGUCGAGAACGAACCAGAUUGUACCACCCUGACACUUGCAAUUCAUCUGAACCACAACAGUUUCACAGAACAAAAAUCUUAUCUCAUUGCUGCCGUUUUCUGGAUAAUACUCGACCCUGAGCUACUAAUGCUGACUUAAUUCUGUAUCAGUUUUGUUAGCAUUAUCGUGUUGCCUCUCAGCCUAGUAUGGGUGCUUCAGUAGAUGCCAGUGCAACUUCUUAUAUAGUGAUAUUUAAUUAUUUCAGUGUUUCCAGCGGUAAACGAACUUUCUAUAUGCAUCAGUGUAAAUCAAGAGUAGCAUUAUUUGUUUCUAUAAUCCUCCUGAGGGAUUUUCUUGUCCUAGUCAUGUUGCCUUAAAGCGAUGGCUGUUAAAGACGUGUGAGAGAGGCGAGCUCUGUGAUACCUUGGUACAGCUCUGUGAUACCUUGGUGCAGCUCUGUGAUACCUUGGUGCAGCUCUGUGAUACCUUGGUGCAGCUCUGUGAUACCUUGGUGCAGCUCUGUGAUACCUUGGUGCAGCUCUGUGAUACCUUGGUGCAGCUCUGUGAUACCUUGGUGCAGCUCUGUGAUACCUUGGUGCAGCUCUGUGAUACCUUGGUGCAGCUCUGUGGUACCUUGGUGCAGCUCUGUCAUACCUUGGUGCAGCUCUGUGAUACCUUGGUGCAGCUCUGUCAUACCUUGGUGCAGCUCUGUGAUACCUUGGUGCAGCUCUGUCAUACCUUGGUGCAGCUCUGUGAUACCUCGGUGCAGCUCUGUGACACCUUGGUGCAGCUCUGUGAUACCUCGGUGCAGCUCUGUGAUACCUUGGUGCAGCUCUGUGAUAGCUUGGUGCAGCUCUGUGAUAGCUUGGUGCAACCAACAUAGGAACUAAUCUUUAUGUAUGUCAAAAAAUAUAAUCAGAAUUUACUUAAAAUUUAAUACAUGCAAUGGUGUGGCUAGACGGCUUAUGAGUUAUGGAAUUAAAUUAUUCCAAAGUGGUUCACUAGGCUGCGUGUUAAUUAGGCUGUGCUCUCUCUUCUGAAGGAGAUCUAGGCUCUCUGGCAACUUUUGUGUGUGCGCAUGACUGAGGGUUCGAAUGUUUGGCUUGUGUGUGUAUAUUUGUGUUAUAAAUGGAGACUUAACAUUUACGUGCUAUACCAUGCAUAGGAUUAUCCAAUUCAAUGUAGAGUAUUUAUCACUUUUUGCAGCAAAAGAAUUGUAGCCAAAUUUUGUCAGAUACUAAGAGAUAAAUUAACACUGGUAUCUCAAAUGUAAUACGAUCCCAAUAUAUGAACCAUUUGUCCAUGUGUCUAAAAUCAGAUGAGUGUUUGUUAAGCAAUGUUUCUCAGCAAGAUAUCAAGUGUCCUAAAAUGAGAAACAAGUCCACUUUCUGUGUCCAAAGGAUAUUUUUAUGCUCCCUUUCAACAACCUCCUUUCAGAGUUUGAAUUCUUCCGUACGCACUCAGCGAUGCUCGACUCUGCCCGAGACGCUGUGCGUAUUAGUGGCUAUACAAGAAUGUCAUAACAUCAGUGUUACGUACUCUCUCAACUCAAUGUAUCCUCUUGUUUAUAAAUAAAUAAUCAAUAGGUUUGUUCACAUUUUAAUCACUCGACAUGCAUUCUUAUAUAAGUGCUCUGACAAAAGUAGAAAUAAGCUGUCCAUACAGAGUGACAACAGAUGUUAAACGGAAACUACGACUACAAAGACUUUUUUCAGACUUGAACUGUUUGUUAUGACACUACAAAACAGUAAAUGUAAAUUAUGAGAGAUGCUGCGACGCCCCGAUCAAUGAUCUUGGAGGAUGGCCAUUCCAAAGCACAGUGUGCUAGCUGCAACUGCUGAAACUCCAAUAUUCUUUCAUUGUUAACAAGAAAUUGACCUCCAAAAACUACAUCGUUUUCGUAGUCACCGAAGAGAAAACUCAGUUCCCCAUUUAUAUUAUUCCUUUGGUGAUUACCACGUGAUAUGCUUUCAAGUUGAUUGUAAACCCAAGUCAUUUAUUGCGCUUGUAUUCAAACAUAUUUUUCAAGUGUUCAGAAGGAGAUCCUUCAGGUAUCCAGCAGGAGAUCUUCACGUAUCCAACAGGAGAUCCUACACGUAUCCAACAGGAAAUCCUUCAGGUAUCCAACAGGAGAUCCUUCACGUAUCCAACAGGAGAUCCUUCACGUAUUAAGCAGGAGACCCUUCAGGUAUCCAACAGGAAAUCCUUCACGUAUCCAGAAACAGCUCUUUUACGUCCGCAGCAGGAUAUUUCUUUACGUCCGCAGUAGAAGAUGGCUUUACGUCCACAGCAAGAAGAUAUAUCCUCGCUCGCAGCAGAUCCUAGCUGACUAGUGCAGCAAGCAGCUUCUCUUAAACACUCUGUUAUAAGUCGAUUGUCGCCGACACAGGUGCCGAGUUCCUGAACAGGUGAACCUAAAUUCUAUGCAUGAACAUUGCGUUUCAGUUACCGCAGCGGACUUACGUGUGAUAUAUGCCAGCUUUGACGAAAAUAUAAUGUCCCAUUUUAGGAGUUGUUUAGUAUUCAUUAGCAGUUAAUUUAUGCUGUCUGAGAAUGACAGGUCGUGGGAGCUCAAUAAAGUUAUAUAAAUCUUAUGUCCAAUAAAGCUAAAUGUUCUGUAAAA